Messenger RNA from Prunus mume (Japanese apricot), 2202 nucleotides. Lineage: Eukaryota; Viridiplantae; Streptophyta; Magnoliopsida; Rosales; Rosaceae. The record is from RefSeq and is a predicted model, not a curated record.
AUGGAAGAUGGAGAAGGUGAAACAAGCACUGGCUUGAACAUUUCAAAAGGUGAAAGCAACGAAAAGUCAUCACAAGCUAUGAAAGGUAAUGAAAAAAUAGAUUUGGUUCAUUCUAGCAUUCGAAAACAACUAAUUCCUGUGAUUGGGAUGGAGUUUGAGACAGAAGACUUAGCAUUUAAAUUUUACAAUGCAUAUGCAUACAAUAUUGGUUUUAGUAUUAGAAGAAGUAGCUUUCACAAAUUCAAAAGUGGCCAGUUGAGAGACAGGCUUUUUGUUUGCUUUGCUGAAGGUAAGCGGGAAAUUGAUAAGCAUGUUUCUAAUGUGAAAUAUCAUCGUGCUGAGACAAGAUGUGGAUGCUUAGCAAGGAUGAAAAUUAGUUGUCAUUUGAAUGAGAAGUAUCGUGUCAUAGAAUUUGUUUCUGAGCAUAACCAUGUGACUACAAGUCCGUCUAAGACUCAUUUUUUUAACUCCCAUAGGAAGAUCACUCUUGCACAAAUAGCUGAAGUUGAUAUGGCUGAUAGUUCAGGAAUUGCUCCCAAAGCAUCUCUUGAAUUUUUAAGUAGACAAGCUGGUGGUAGAGAAAGCCUUGGAUUUAUUCCUGAUGAUUACAAGAACUACUUGCAUUCAAAACGAACAAGAGAAAUGAAGUUAGGAGAUACAGGUGGUGUGUUAAAAAAAAAUAAAGAAGGAAGACCUUUUGCAAUGUUUGUUGGUGUCAAUCACCAUAAGCAAACUAUUAUAUUUGGUACUGCAUUAUUAUAUGAUGAGACAAUUCAAACUUUUACGUGGUUGUUUGAUACUUUUGUGAAGGCUAUGUCUGGAAAAAAGCCAAAGAGCAUUCUUACAGACCAAGAUGCAGCAAUGUCUGCAGCAUUAGCUUUAAAAUGGCUAGAAACAUCUCAUCGUUUAUGUAUUUGGCACAUAUAUCAGAAUGCAGCCAAACACCUUAGCGGUGUUUUUGAGAAGUUCAAAGAUUUCAGCAAAGAUUUUAGUAGUUGCAUAUAUGAUUAUGAGGAUGAAGAUGAUUUUCUAAAUGCUUGGAAUAAUAUGCUUGAAAAAUAUACUCUCGUGGGCAAUGAUUGGUUGAGUCGCUUGUUUAAAAUAAGAGAGAAAUGGGCGUUAGUUUAUGGGCGACAAACUUUUUGUGCAGAUAUUACUACUACCCAGCGGAGUGAAAGCAUGAAUAGUUGUAUAAAAAAAUAUGUUAGUUACAAAUAUGACUUGCUCAGAUUUUUUCAACACUUCCAACGGUUGGUUGAAGAUCGUCGUUACGAAGAGUUGAAAGCUGAAUUUAAAGCAAGUCAAAGUUCCCCCACAUUGUCAUUUACCGUAGAAAUAUUGAAGCAUGAAGCAAAUGUGUAUACACUGAAAGUGUUUAAAGUGUUUCAAGAUGAGCUAUGUAAGACUUAUGAUUGUGCUUUGCACUUCAUUGAUGAGAUGGGAACAAUAGGCAAGUAUGAAGUUAUCCCGUAUGGGAAGAAUUGGCAACAUAUAGUUACAUUUGACUCAACAAAUAAUGUAACUUUAUGUAGUUGUAAAAAGUUUGAGUUUGCAGGAAUCUUAUGUGCACAUGCCUUGAAGAUUCUUUCUACAAGAAACGUUAAAAGUAUCCCAGCUCAGUACAUCUUGAAGAGAUGGACAAAAAAUGUGAAGGCUAUGAGUGCAAAAAUUAAUUCAUCUUCAAGUAAAAAUGACCCUAAGACUUUUGACGAGGUGGAUGCAUGUUUGAAAGAAAAAUCAAGUCAAGAAACGUCUGAAGUUAUCUCGCCAGUAAUUAAUAGUAGAUCUGAGUUAAAUGAGUGCAUUAAUAUUGAUGAUGAUAUUAUUAAAGUUAGAGGAAUCAAAAUUAAAGAAAGAGUUGUUGGUAGUUCUAAAAGGCCAAAAAAUGCUUUGGAGAAGCUGGCAAAGAAGAGAAGAACUCGAAAAACAGAAUUGCCAAAUUCAAGUAGUGUUGAUUCAAUAUGUGUUCCUACUACGAAAGCUGCUCCAGCACCUCUAUCAGAAUUUUCACAGGAACUUGUUGAUGUCAAUAAUUUAAACAUGGAAUUUCCAGUUAGCAUGGUCAAUUUAUUGCAGGCACAAUCACCAUUGGAAGGAGAAUUUGGGUUGUUUAGCUCUCAAUUCACAAGUAUAGGGACCAAGAGUUCUAGUGUUGAAGUAGAUCCACCUUUUUCAAUUGACAAGAGUCACCAAGCGUCAUAA